CCCCCGGAUGAGAUUAUCCUUCAUAGUGUUUUCCACCCAAGCACAAGCCAUUAUGCCAUUAACUGGAGACAGAAGUGUAAUCAAUCAAGGCCUUCAAGAUUUACGUAGUGUGAAGCCAGCUGGUGAUACAUACAUGCACGAAGGAUUAAAACUAGCAAAUCAACAAAUUGAGGGAGCAGGAGGCUCAAAGUUCUCCAGUAUAAUAAUUGCUUUGACAGAUGGUAAAUUGGAUGGUCAGAUCCCCUUGUAUGCAGAAAAAGAGGCAAAUAAGGCCAGAACUUUAGGGGCUAGAGUUUACUGUGUUGGGGUCCUUGAUUUUAAACAAGAACAACUUGAAAAAAUUGCUGAUACAAAAGAACAAGUCUUCCCUGUCACUGGAGGAUUCCAAGCACUUAAAGGAAUAAUUAAUUCUAUACUAAAGCAGUCAUGCACAGAGAUUUUAUAUUUGGAACCAUCAAGUGUCUGCGUGGGAGAGGAGUUUCAUGUUGUCCUCAGAGGAAGUGGCUUCACACUGGGCAGAAGACAAGAGGGUGUUACUUGCACCUACCAUAUAAAUGGCACAACCAUUAAUGAAAAACCAGUAACAGUGGAAUCCACUUUUAUGCUCUGUCCAGCACCCGUCCUACAUAAAAGUGGCCAGACACUAGAAGUUUUGGUGAGUUUGAAUGAAGGACAAUCUUUGAUCUCCAGCUCAUUAAUAAUUACAGCUUCGGAAUGUUCGAAUGGCAUAGCUGCCCUUAUUGCCAUUCUUGUGCUGUUACUUUUGGUGGCUAUUGGUCUUUUAUGGUGGUUCUGGCCUCUUUGUUGCAAAGUGGUCAUCAAGGAUCCUCCACCACCACCUCCAGCUCCAAAAGAGGAAGAAGAAGAAGAAGACCCAUUGCCUAACAAAAAAUGGCCGACAGUGGAUGCUUCCUACUACGGAGGACGAGGAGUGGGAGGAAUUAAAAGAAUGGAGGUUCGUUGGGGUGAUAAGGGAUCUACAGAAGAAGGAGCUAGGUUAGAAAAAGCCAAAAAUGCUGUGGUGAAACUCCCAGACGAACCAGAAGAGCCCUUUCAACCAAAACCUCCUAAACCCAAGGCUACCUCACAAGCUGCUCAGGAAAAGUGGUAUACUCCAAUUAAGGGUCGACUUGACGCACUGUGGGCUCUGUUGCGACGGCAGUAUGACAGGGUGUCUUUGAUGCGACCACAGCAAGGAGAUGAGGUUUGUGUGUGCCCAACACAAAAUGAUGAACAGAGAAACAAACGAUCAUUUAAAAGUAGUGCCAUUAAAAAGAUGCAUCACCAGCCAAAAAAUGCUGCAGAUCCUUGGUGUCCCGAAGCAGUUAAUUAA
Messenger RNA from Emys orbicularis (European pond turtle), 1333 nucleotides. RefSeq names its product ANTXR cell adhesion molecule 2 (gene ANTXR2). The record is from RefSeq and is a predicted model, not a curated record. The transcript has 15 exons. Bases 8 to 1333 code for a protein of 441 amino acids. Gene Ontology annotation, cellular component: cell surface; plasma membrane. Gene Ontology annotation, molecular function: transmembrane signaling receptor activity. NCBI's taxonomy places the organism in Eukaryota, Metazoa, Chordata, Testudines, Emydidae.